Molecule: messenger RNA, 1958 nt
Organism: Rhododendron vialii
Lineage: Eukaryota; Viridiplantae; Streptophyta; Magnoliopsida; Ericales; Ericaceae
Exons: 3
Coding region: 508-1464 (318 amino acids)
Source: RefSeq, a predicted model, not a curated record
AAUGUAGAAACAAUGAAGCAAAAACCCUAGAAAAGAAGGAAGAUACAAACAAACAAUUACAAGCCGCCGGCGAUCAAAUCGGUUAUCAGAUUUGCCUGAACCCAUUAUCCAUGACAUCCUCCUAUCCCUUCCUCUAUCGGAUGCAAUCAGCACGAAAUCGUUAUCGAGGCAGUGGCGGCAUAGCAUUUGGCCUUCUUGCCCCGCCCUCUAUUUCGACGAGUACUCCUGCCCUGUCCUCUACUUCGACGAAUACUCCUUCGGAGCAAACUAUUUCCAGUAUUGCACCGGAGACGAUAAAAAUAGAAGAAGGUUCACAAAGUUCUUGCUUGAAUAUUUACAAAAGCAAAAGGAGGGUCGUUCCAUCAAUCAUCGUGGCAUUGAUAAGUUCGGCAUCCGGAUGGCCUUGUUAGGGAAGAAAUCAGAUCCCGUCGUCGACGGGUGGUUGAACUUUGCCGUCGAAAACAACGUCAAGGAGCUGGAUCUAAGGAUAAGGAGAGUCCUGUGUCAAUGUUUCAACAGGUACAGGUUAGGCGAUUCUGUUUUCGCCUGUCGUUCGUGUUGCACAUAGAUUAUUGCGCGGUCCCCCUAGAUUGUGUUUUCGAUCUUCCGUCCCUGAAAAAGCUGACGCUGAGCGACGCGAAGACCACGGAGGACGUAUUCCUCCGUCUUAUCGGAGGAUGUCCCUUGGUUGAGGACCUCUGUGUACAGUUCUGCAAAGGACCGUACACAAUGAAGGUAACGGCUCCGAAUCUCAAGUCACUGAAACUGAACAUCACCGAUGUUAAUCAGUUAUCCGUCGGAUUCACGAGUCUUGAAUCUGUCGAAAUCAGCGGCCAUCUCAAAUUGUCGCUGAAACUUGACUUCGCCUCUAUUGGGAGGACACUCAGAGAAGUGAAAUUGAAGAAUUUGUUCAUCACUGAUAAUCUUCUGAUAAAUCUAAUUGAUGGGUCUCCAAUGCUGGAGAGUUUGGUUCUGGAAGGGUGCAUAGGAUUGUAUAGUGUCAGGGUUAGUCAAAACAUAAAGAGAUUUUGCAUGUUUAGAUGCAGGGGAGUAGUUGAGGCAAAGGUUUUUUCUUCUAAUCUCAAGUCAUUGGAGUAUUCUGGACAUGUGAAGAUUUCUAUCUGUUGCUGGGAUAAUUUGAGAUUAGCUGAAGUUAAGAUUAGUUUAGACCCACCCACGGAGCUUAGUUCUGAGUGGUUCUUUAGAUUGAAGAAACUGCUAAAAGGGUUUGUCAAGUCCAAGGUUUUAACUCUUGUCUGCCCAUCAGAUCAGGUCAUAAUUUUUCCUGGAGCAUUGUGGCAAAAUUUGUUGCCUCCACUGCAUGAUCUAAAGCAUUUGAGGCUAGAGAUAAGCACAUUGUCAACUACUUGUUCAGCAAUUGUGGAUGGCUUGAUAUGGCUAUUCCCUGGCUUAGAGACUCUAACCAUAAAGUCUGGUUCCAUCAACAAGCUUAUAAAGCUCUGAAGUACUCAACAAACAAGAAGAUAUGGUGACGAUGAUGACAGAAUGAGAAAGACUGAAGGUACAACGAGUCCAUAGAAGAGACCCAAAUUUUCGCGUGGGCUAACGUUGCGAUUGAACUUUGAAGUAACAUCUUUUUUGAUCUUCAAAAAAAAAAAAAAAAGAUGUUUAAGUUUUUGCUUUUGGGGAUAUUAAUGAACUUGAAUGACCCGCAAAGAGGGUGCUCCUAUACACAAAUCUAUGGUCUUUGGUUUGUUGCUUUCCAGAUAAAAGAAAAGGAGGGAAACUUCUGAGUUCUGCUUCUCUUGAUAUAUAUACUUGUGAUUUGGAUUCUUCCAACUCAACAAUUCCGUUGUAGUCUAGUUGGUCAGGAGACUUGGCUAUUUUUUUUGGUUUCAUUUGAUCGUUUCCUCCAAAAUCAAGAGUGUCGAAGUGAGAGAGAAGAAGGGAAAGCCGUAUCAUCAUUUUUACUAUUACAGUAACGCAGGUGAUAAUAA